CUCUUACGCUGUGUGCGCCGUUAGGCAGCUAUCCUGCUCUCCUGCUCUCCGUAAACGAUGGCGGCGCUUCUACAGCAGGCGCUGGAGAGGACGGAGCUGAACAAGCUGCCCAAAGCGGUUCAGAACAAGCUAGAGAAGCUCCUCACGGAUCAGCAGGCGGAGCUGGACUCCCUCAAAUCCGGCCACGAGCGCUACAGGACGGACUGCGAACAACAGUUCUUCAACAUCGAAAAGAAACUGACUGAGACCCAGGAGCAGCUUGUGGCAAACAGUAAAGAGCACCAGACUGUGAAGGAGGAGAACAUCAAACUGACUGAAGAGCUUAAGAAGCUAAAAGAUACUGAAGAAGAGGAGAAAUCAACACAACAGAGUGAACCUUCAAAAGCCAAAUAUGAGCUUGAGGCAGAAAAUAAAGAGCUGUUGCGCUCCGUUGAGAAGAAAUCACAGGAGCUGGAAAACCUUAGCGAGGAUUUUAAACGCAUCAGCGACAAACUGGUGGAAACCAGUGCAGCGAGAAAUGAGCUCCAGCUAAAACUGGAUGAAAUCCAGUCAUCUGAGCUUUCCAUUCAGCAUCGUGAGAAACGAAUGGAGCAGGAAAAAGAGCUUCUCCAGAACCAGAACACGUGGCUGAACUCAGAGCUGAAGACCAAGACCGAUGAACUGUUCAGACUGACCAGAGACAGGGGCAAAGAGAUCCUGCAGAUUAAAUGCACUCUGGAGAGCAAGAAUGAAGAGGCCUCCAGGCUUCAGAAGGAAGUCACAGCACUGAAGAAAACCAGUGAGACCCUGCAGAAGAAGGCCGAGGACUUGCUGAACAAGCUGAAAGAGGAGAAGGACCAGCGCACCGCAAUGGAGGAGAAGUACCGCAACGAGCUGAACGCUAACCUCAGGCUCUGCACUUUAUACAAGAGCUCGGCUGCAGACGCAGAGGCCAAGAACACAGAACUCAGCAGAGCCGUGGAGGAGCUGAACAAGCUGCUGAAGGACUCGACAGAAGCAAACAAAACCACAGGAAAGAAGUUAUCAGAUGUGGAGAGCUCCCGAGGUAAGGUGGAGACCGAGCUGCAGGAGAAGAUCAAAAACCUGCAGAAGGAGUUGGAGGAAUCUAACAAACGCCUGGCAGAAUUUAAGCGGAGAGGAGUUCCAGCUCUCACUGAAGAGGAGCUGACCAACUUAUCUCCAACCGCAGCUGCAGUGGCUAAAAUCGUCAAACCUGGCAUGAAGCUUAUGGAGCUGUAUAAUGCCUUCGUGGAGUCUCAGGACCAGCUGCAGCUGUCCAAAUUGGAGAAUAAGCGUAUUAAUAAGGUUCUGGAUGAGAUCGUGCGGGAGGUGGAGACCAAAGCCCCCGGCCUGAAGAGACAGAAAGAAGAGUAUGAGAACAUGCAGAAGUCCAUGGGGAGCCUCUGUGCCAAGCUGGAGCUAGCCAUGAAGGAGAUCCACAAACUGCAGAAGGAGACAGACGAGGCCAAUAAGAGAGCCGCUGUGUCUGACCGAGCCAAUCAGAGGGCUGAGAAACAGAUAGCAGACAUGUCUCAGCAGGUGCGUGUGCUGCUGGUGGAGCUAGAGGAGGCACGGGGGAACCAGGUGGUGCGGGAGGACGUGAACUCUGCAGUGAGCAGCAGCUCAGAGGUUUUAGGUCCUCGGCAGGUUGCCUUCCGCAGUGUGGAGGAGCUUCAGCAGCAGAACCAGAACCUCCUGGCCCAGCUCAGAGAGAUGGAGGAGCAGCGGGAGAGGAGCGAGAACGAGGCCAAAUCUGCCAGGGAGAAAGAGUUGGAACAGAGUCUGGAAAAGGUGCAGAAGGAGCACGAGCUGCUGAAGGAGCAGAGGAACCAGCAGAAGCAGCUGGCUGACUCUGCCAUGAGGCAGAGAGACAUGUACCGCAUCCUGCUAGAAACUGCCGGGGUCAGCCUACCUCCACAGGGUACAGACAGCGGGACCCAACCUGCCACCCCCACCCGGCCUGGAAGUAUGCCCACCCGAUCCACUCCGGUCCGAGCUGCAGCAGCAGACUCGCUCCAGUCCACACAGGCUAAAGCAGCCUUUAAACAGCUGAACGAUGCGUUUAUGACUUAUAAGAAGGAGAAGGCAGAAAAUGAUAAACUACUGAAUGAGCAAAACGAGCGCCUGCAGCGGCAGCUCUCUGAAAUGAUGUCCCAGAAGGCCAAGCUCUCGUCUCAGCUGGACUUCGGCUCUAAAAGGUACGAGAUGCUGCAGGAGAACAUGAACGGGUACAGGCGGGAGAUCGACUAUCUGCGGGACAGAGUUCAGAAGCUGUCCGGUACGUCCCAGAGAUACGAGCAGAUCAUCCACACCAUGACGCAGGACCUGAGAGAAGCCAACGAGAAGCUUGCAGUAGCUGAGGUGCGCUGUGAGAACCUGCGUAAAGAGCGUGAUAUUCUGAAGCAGGCGGAGAGCCGACUGACCCAGGAGAAGGAGUCCAUCCUGGCUGAGCAGCGCAGCCAGAACCUGCUGCUUACCAACCUCAAGUCCAUCCAGCUGACGAUGGAGCGCACAGAGGCUGAUAGCAGACAGCGCUACAGCAGUCAGAUCACCACGCUGGAGAAGGAGGUCGCUCAGCUGAAGAAGAGGCUAGAGCAGGAGGUGGAGCAGAGACAUGCACUGGAACGCCGACAAGACGCUCAGUUGGUUGAAGCUAAGAAGCAGCUAGCAUCCCAGAAUACUGUACACCAGAAGACCAAGGAGCUGCUGAGGAGUGCAGAGCAGCAGGUCUCAGCUCUGAGACAGCAGCUCAACAAUGCUGAGAACCAGAGCAGCACGGGAAAACCAGCAGUGAAGGCUGCAGCUCCUGGGGUUCCUCAGCAGGAGGUGGAGGAGCUUCAGGCUCAGCUGAAGCAGCUGGAGGACCAGAACUCGGAGCUCAAGGAGCGUCUGAAGAGCACCACGACCAAUGUAGAGGAGUACAGGUCUAUGGUGCUCAGCCUGGAGGAUCAUAUCGGCAAGGAGAAACAGGUGGCUGAAGAGGCACGGGCCGUUAUUGAGAAUCAGCUGAAGGAGGCUCAGGAGCUGAACAAGCAGCUGGACGAGCGUCUGAGGGAGGCGGAGAAGGAGAAGCAGGAUCUGCAGGAGGAGAAGCUCAAAGCUGUGGAGAAUGUGGAGAAACAUGUGAAGGAGCUGAAGCGGAGUGUGACUGAUAUGCAGACGGAGCUGCAGGAAGCUCUGCAUAGAUCUGCGGCUGCUGUGACUCAGGAGCAGCGCGCUACACAGGACAGCCAGCAGCAGGCUAAGCUGGCCUCCGAGGCUCAGAGUAAGUAUGAGCGGGAGCUGAUGCUGCACGCUGCUGAUGUGGAGGCUCUGCAGGCGGCUAAGAAGCAGACCCAGCAGGCAGCGCAGAGCAUCAAAGAGCUGGAGGAGAAAGCUCAGAAAGCUACAGCUGAGCUCCAGCAGGGCCGAGCGGCCUGGCAGCAGCAGGAGAAGAGCCUGAAGGAGGAUCUGGUGAAGCUCCGGCAGCGUGUGAAUGAUCUGCAGAAGCAGAACAGCAUGCUGCACGAGCAGAUGGAGGGUCUGAACACUAAGAUGGCAGCUACAGUUCAGCAGCAGGCCGUCAGAGAGAGCAGCCUGAACAUAUCGCUUGAUGAGGACGGCAAAACUCACGAGCAGAUCCUGGAGAUUCUCAAGUAUGUACGUCGGGAGAAGGAGAUAGCUGAGGCUCAGUUUGAAGUUGCUCAGGUAGAAACUCAGCGCUACAAGCAGCGCAUGGAGCACCUGGAGAAAGAGAUAAAGGAGCUGCAGGACAGCCUGACAGCUGAGCGAGAGAAACUGCAGCUGACUGCGAAGAACAUGGCCCAGCAGGAGGAUAAGCUGAAGAGGCUGGAGAACGUAAACACUCUGACUGAGAGUAAUAAGAUGCUGAAGCAGGAAAAGAACAGGCUGGAGCAGGAGCUGCAGCAGAACCUGGCAAAGGUGCGUAAACUGGAGACGGACAUGAGACCUCUGCAGGAGAGCAAUGCUGAGCUCAGUGAGAAGAACGGGAUGCUGCAGGCUGAGAAGAGGCUGUUGGAGGACGACGUCAAGCGCUGGAAGAACCGUGCUCAGCAACUGGUGAGUCAGCAGAAGGACAGCGAUCAGGAGGAGAAUAAGAAGCUCCAGACUGAGAGAGAGUCUCACCUGAAACGAAUCCAGCAGCUGACCGAGGAGACCGCCAAACUGAAGAGCGAUCUGGCCAAGGCGAAUGCGUCAGCAUCCUCAGUACAGAGUCAGCUGCAGAACCUCAGAGAGAAUGUAGGAAAACUCACUACAGAAAGAGAUGGCCUGAAGAAGGAUCUGGAGACCAAAACUUCAGACAUCCAGGAGAAGCUCAAAACAAUCACUACCAUCAAGAAGAUUGGUCGUCGUUACAAAAUGCAGUACGAGGAGCUGAAGGCACAGCACGAUAAGAUGGUUGCUGAAGCUGCAGCUAAGCCUGCGCAGGUGGAUGAAGCGCAGCAGGAGGCGCUGCAGGCCUCAGAGAAGGAGAUCCAGAACCUGAAGACCUCUCUGACUCAGGCCCAGAGCAAAACCACAGAGCUGGAGGCUCAGGUGGAAAGCCAGCAGAAGGCGGUAACAGAGCGAGAGGCUGAAGUGAAGAGCCUGCAGGAGCAGCUGGCUCAGGUCCAGCCAGAGCUGACCCGUCUCAGAACAGAACUGCAGGAGAAGAGUUCUCAGGAGGAGCAGCUCAGACAACAGAUCACUGAUAAAGAGGAGAAGACCAAGAAAGCUUUCAUGGGAGCCAAACAGAAGAUCAACCAGCUCAACAGUGCGAAGGAGCAGCUGGCUAAAGAGAACGAGGAGCUGAAGCAGCAGCGUGAGGAGCUGGAGGUGAGGAUGAGUGCGCUGAAGUCUCAGUAUGAAGGGCGACUGAGCCGACAGGAGCGGGAGCUGAGGGAUCUGAGGGAGCAGCAGGAGAGACACGGAGAGCAGAGAGACGAGCCUGUGGAGCAGGGCACCAGCAAGAAUCAGGAGCAGCAGAGACCCUCUGAAAGCAGGCAGAUCACCCUGAAGCCCACCCCUGCUACUGACAGAGGAAGUGCCAGUUCUACUGAGCCUCCUACAGCCAAUAUCAAGCCCACUCCUGUAACCGGAGCUGCCAGCAAGCAACCACCCAGCAGCAAGUCCACCCCCAGAGCCAGCAUCCGCCCAAUGAUCACUCCAGCUACUGUUACUACACCCACGCCCACUGCCACGGUCAUGCCCACUGCACAGGCGGAAACACAGGAAGCUCUGCAGCCGAGUGAAGCUCUUGUGGAGCAUGUGACGGUGUUUGGCAGCGGCUCGGUGCGCUCCACCAGCCCGAACGUUCAGAGCACUCAGUCCAUCCUCACCGUGCAGCAGAGCCAGGCCACCGCCUUCGUCCAGCCCACUCAGCAGCAGGCCAGCCAGGAGCCCUCCGCACCCACCAUGAUGGAGGCGGUGCACAGCUCUCAGAUGGAGAGACCCUCCACCUCCACCGCUGUCUUCGGCACAGUGUCUGCGAGUACAAGUUCGUCUCUGCAGAAGCGCAUUAGAGAGGAGGAGCUGGAGAGCUCCAGUGAUGUGACGGACAGCACACAGGAGGAUCUGACCGAGCCAGUGCCCAAGAAGAUCCGGUUCGUCCAGAGAACUGUGCUGGAGGAGGAUGUUGUUGCUGAGGAGAGUAAUGAUGCAGAAGCUGAAGCUCCUGGAGAUGUCCUGGAAGUACCAGAUAAUAGCGAGGAGGCCUUCCCUGUAGUGGGUGAAGUUCUGGAGGAGCCUCUCUCUCAGUCGGUUCCUGUGGAUCAGGUGAGCGAGUCCCAGCAGCCCUCUGAGUCUCAACUCAGCACACAAGACUCAUCGGAUGAACGCAGACAAGACAUCGUCAUCAUCGAACUUGACACUGACAGUGAAGAAGAUGAGGAGGAGGCUGAAGAGGAGGCUGGACAGUAUGGUGAGGAAGAGGAUGAGGAUGAUGAAGAUGGGGAUGGAGCGAUGGCAGAGGAAGGAGAGGAGAGUAAUGAGGGCAGUGCAGAUGUCAAUGAGCCGUUUGAGGGAGAUGACACAGAGGCAGCUGAGGCCACUGACCCAGGCACUGAAAACGAGGAGAGUCAGGGAGCGUCAGACUCCAUCCAGAAACAGGCUGAUUCUCAGAGCAGUGGUGAAGCUGCUGUAAGCACCAUGGAGCCGUGUCCUGCCACUGAGCCUGUCCGGGAGCUGCAGGUGACCCCCAGCACAUCCAGUACUACGACAGCAAGCCUCGGCCCACGCCUGCCACAGUCCCCCCGCAGACUGCACCACACCCCCCCACCCCGCCUCAACAUACACCCCAUCCCUGAGCUCGGACCUCCGCUCAUACAGAGGCAGACAGGCCAGGCCAGACGAUCGUCUAUGAGCCGAGCACCACAACUCACACCUGGAAUCGGGAGCAUGCAACACUUUUUUGAUGAUGAUGACAGGAUGGUUCCCAGCACCCCGACUCUAGUAGUACCACACCGCACCGACGGCUUUGCUGAGGCAAUUCAUUCUCCUCAGGUUGCUGGUGUCCCCAGGUUUCGUUUCGGCCCCCCUGAGGACAUGAUUCCCCCGACCAGCUCCUCUCACUCUGACCUGGGUCAGCUGGCUUCUCAGGGUGGCUUGGGCAUGUACGAGAGUCCGCUGUUCCUGGCUGCUCAUGAUGAAGAGUCUGGAGGCAGGAGUGUUCCCACUACCCCUCUGCAGGUGGCAGCACCAGUGACCGUAUUCACAGAGACGCAGCCCUCUGAGCCGGCCUCUCAGUCCGUCCCCAUGGUCAGCACCUCCACUGCAGGCCUGACUGUGCCGGGGGAGGCUGUUCCUGGAGACGAUGGUGAUGAUGUUUUUAUGCCGGAAGCAGAAAGUGAAGGCAGGACCAGUGGAGAGGCAUCACUAGAGAGCCAUUCUGAAAUGGACUCGGCUCAGCCUUCUGACGACGCCACCCUGCCCUCUACCAGCCAAGAACCAACUUCCAGCUCUGCUCCUGACACAAGCAGCAGCAGCAGUAGCACUCAGCAGCCCAGACCCACAGAGAGGGUCCCAACCCAGCCACAGCUUCCCCGCCGAGGACCAUUCUUCAGGGGAGGCUUUCCUCGGAGAGGACGAGGUCUGAACAGAAGAUUCCAAUCUUAAAGAAAAACUGCGCUGAUAUAUUUUUAGUUUUUAAUAAUGAAUUUGCUCUGGAUGUGCUUUACUGCCAUGCUGAUGAAUUUAUUUUUGCUAUUUUGUACUUUGUGAAUAGUGACCCUGAAGCUGUUCAGUGUUUUUGCUAAUAAAUGAUGACCUGCA
Molecule: messenger RNA, 7248 nt
Organism: Astyanax mexicanus (Mexican tetra)
Lineage: Eukaryota; Metazoa; Chordata; Actinopteri; Characiformes; Acestrorhamphidae
Gene: tpra
Product: translocated promoter region a, nuclear basket protein
Exons: 51
Coding region: 58-7092 (2344 amino acids)
Biological process (GO): protein import into nucleus; mRNA export from nucleus
Cellular component (GO): nuclear pore
Molecular function (GO): structural constituent of nuclear pore
Source: RefSeq, a predicted model, not a curated record